GUCGAGAAGAAUCGUCUACAGCAAAAAUGUUCAGAAUAAUAUUCUUCGUUGUAAUAAUUAUUGUGAACGUUAAGUAUAAUAACGCAAGAGACGCAAAUGGUAUAAAUAUAAUUGAACACAAAUUUAUCACAAACAAAAAUGAUCUCAUUAUUAAUAGUUUUAUAAAAGAUAAUCUAAGUAUUAGAUCUAAAAGAAGUCUCAGAAAUGCAGAUGAAAAAAUUGAAAAUCUCGAUGAAAUUAAGAAUACAGGCAAAGUUGUCGAUAAAGAAAACGUAACAGAAAAAUGCGUUGGUGACGCUGAAUACUGUAACAUGACUAAAGAGGACUACGUAGCGAUGUUAAAUGAUUACAUAUAUCCACAGACUUAUGAAUGGAUACUUAUAGGCACUCACACAGCUGUCUUCGUCAUCGGUCUUGUUGGAAAUACGCUUGUCUGUGUAGCUGUUUAUAGAAAUCAUUCAAUGCGAACUGUGACGAAUUAUUUCCUUGUGAAUUUAGCGGUUGCCGAUUUUAUGGUGUUGCUAUUCUGUUUACCGGCGACUGUUUUAUGGGAUGUCACGGAGACAUGGUUCUUAGGAGACGUUCUGUGCAAGAUAUUGCUUUAUUUUCAGUCAGUAUCGGUGACGGUAUCAGUGUUGACUCUGGCGUUCAUCUCAGUCGACCGCUGGUAUGCCAUUUGCUAUCCACUCAAGUUCAAAUCGACGAUCAACCGCGCGAAGACUGCCAUUUUUGUCAUAUGGGCUGUAUCUUUAUUGUUCAAUACUCCUGAAUUGGUAGUACUGACAACAGUGAAGACAGUCCCUCUCCGCUUUGAGUUGGAAUAUCUCGUCCAAUGCACAGCGAUAUGGUCAUCAACUAGCGACCUUGUGUGGCAUAUCAUUAAAGUUGUUUUUAUAUACACAAUACCUCUAAUUUUGAUGACGAUGGCGUAUCACCAGAUCGUUAGGAUUCUUUGGAGUUCUGAGAAGAUCCCAGGACACGCGGAAACUACGAAGCUGGCUCCAGCUGAACAAACGCAACUAAGCUCACGUCGGAAGGCCGCGAAGAUGUUGGUAGCGGUCGUCAUAAUGUUCGCCGUUUGCUAUUUUCCCGUUCAUCUACUGUCCGUGCUCAGAUAUGUGCUUGAUAUGAAACAAAACGAUCUCAUCACGUUCCUCGCUCUGAUAUCUCAUGUUCUCUGCUACGCAAAUUCAGCUAUCAAUCCAUUGAUUUACAACUUUAUGAGCGGUAAAUAUCGAAGAGAAUUUCACCGAGCAUUCUGCUGUUCGACGAGACUUACACACGAUACGCUGACAACGAUGACUCGCUUAACAACAUCCAAGAAGAAAUACGACCAAGCACCAGAAAAACUUCAACGUUGCGACCACAUGUCAUUAAAACAUCAAAUACCAAGUCACCUUCCCAUAUCGAGACAUAACUAUAACCACACAUCGUUAAAAGAACAAGGAUAUGACCAUAAUAAAUUUAGUGGUCAUUGUGGUCACAUGUCGCUACAAUGCCUUAAAUGCGACACAAAAAUAGAUAAAACUUGUGACCACAUGUUCUCAAACUGUCACAAAUUUGACCACAUAAACUUAAAAUGUCAGAACUGUGAUCACAUGUUUCACAACAAUAAAUGCAAUUUAAUGAACAACGGUCAAAGACGAUACAAGAAUGUUUGUACUUAUAAUAAUAAUUGUUCUAGAACAUAAUAUAGUAAGAAUCUGUCCGAAUAGAAUAUGUUAACAGUUACAUUAUUGGUAUAAAUAAAUUAAAAUAAAUAUGAUUAAAAACAAUUAAAAUUCCAAUAAAAUGUUCGUUACGAUUAUUACGUUAAAUAUAAUUUAAAAAAAGCCGUCGUAAUUAUACUGACCGGAAGCAGUGAUUUGAUGUGAAUGACUUAAUGUUUGAGUACUGUGUACAAUAAAGAAUAUUUAUUUUUAAAUAUUACUAGUAAAAUUACUUCUUUAGUGUAGCAUUAUUGUUUAUUUGGUGGAAGGGCUUUAUGUAA
Messenger RNA from Vanessa tameamea, 1990 nucleotides. It is a transcript of the gene NGR-A16, whose product is annotated as orexin/Hypocretin receptor type 1-like. Gene Ontology annotation, cellular component: membrane. NCBI's taxonomy places the organism in Eukaryota, Metazoa, Arthropoda, Insecta, Lepidoptera, Nymphalidae. The transcript has 7 exons. Gene Ontology annotation, molecular function: orexin receptor activity. The coding region runs from base 27 to 1691 and encodes 554 amino acids. Gene Ontology annotation, biological process: G protein-coupled receptor signaling pathway; feeding behavior. The record is from RefSeq and is a predicted model, not a curated record.